GUGUGGGAACGAUCUGUCGAAAGGCUAAAUGCCGUAUUUACCUAUUUUAAUUACUUAAUCCAUUUAUGUUUCGGCACUAUCUUGAGUUUUUCAUUUUUUCAAAGCGGUGUAAAGUUAACGGAAAAUAAUUCCUAGAAGAUCUAACCAACAACUUAAAGAAAUCAUUUUAAGGCGGUCGCAUCACGUACUGGAAGGGCAAUGUUUGCCAAGAAGAAAAAGAAACCACAAAUAUCUACUCCAACAAAUUUUGAACAUCGUGUACAUACAGGGUUUGAUAAACGUGAGGGAAAAUUCAUUGGACUUCCAUUACAAUGGGCUUCUAUCGUUGGAAACAAUCAAAUUUUAAAAUCUACAAAUAGACCGUUACCUUUGGUAGACCCAAGUGAAAUUACACCCACAGAAAUUUUAGACUUGAAAACUAUCGUUCGAGGUCACAAUGAUCCAAAAGGAAGAACUUCUACCAGUGAGAAAAAUACUGAAAAUGGAUUACCCAAGACAAGCACAGUUGCUAGAUCUAAUUCCCUUCGUUCUUCAAGUCCACCCAGACUUAGAAGGGAUUAUAGGCAUAAUAGUAAUUUGCCACCAUCUGUGCCAGAAGGUCAAGAAAUAUCAUCUGGUGCUAAUCAAAUACAGGGAUAUGCUAACUUUGGAAAGCAACAGAAUUAUCUUGAUAAAUUGAGACAGAAUUCGUCCAAUGUUGCAAGUGGAUUACAUCCUAAUACACAAAAUAUGAUUCCAAAUCUUCAAAAUCUUAAUCCAAAUAUGCAGUCAUCUCCUAAUUUAACACACGUUAAUUCGAAUGCCCCAAAUUUAUCUUUAAAUUUUCAAAAUUUAAGUCCUAUUACAACUCCACAGUGUCCUAUUCAAAGCCCUAGCACUCCUCAACUCGUAGAUACUGAGUUUCAUAGGCUAAAUACACAGGUGACCGCAACAUCUGGUCAAUACAAUGGAAAUGUACAGGCUUCGAGUAUUGAGGCAUCCUCGAGGGAUCAACAAAUAACUCAAAAUACCCUUUUGCAUAAGCUACAACCUAAAAUUUCACCUGUAGGAUCUAUCGCUUCACAGCGACCAUUGAGCCAGUUGAGUACGCAUAAUGUUAAUAAAUAUUCACAAGCGUAUAGUACACCAGAAAAUUCGUCCAUUUUACAAUCUCAUAUUAAGAAACCUAUUGAAACGUCUCAAUCGAUGCAUAACUUGUCAAAAUCCAAUCUACCGUCCUCUGGAAACAGUUCGACUCCAGACCAAAAUCAAAAUAUGAAAAGUGCUUUGUCCUCGGGAAAUCUAGCUGUCGGUUCAAGUUCGAAUACGGCGAAUAAACAAACAGCGGAACAAAGACUCACUCAUGAACAAUUUCGAGCGGCUUUACAGAUGGUGGUAAGUCGAGGCGAUCCAAGAGAAAAUUUAGAAAAUUUUCUUAAAAUCGGUGAAGGAAGUACCGGAACAGUAUGUAUAGCGACUGAAAAAAAUACAAAUCGGCAAGUGGCAGUGAAGAAAAUGGAUCUGAGAAAACAGCAAAGGCGUGAAUUGCUCUUUAAUGAAGUGGUUAUCAUGAGAGAUUAUCACCACCCGAACAUUGUUGAAAUGUAUGACAGUUUUUUAGUAGAUGACGAAUUAUGGGUCGUGAUGGAAUACCUUGAAGGUGGAGCGCUUACGGACAUAGUCACGCAUUCUCGUAUGGACGAAAGUCAGAUUGCAACAGUGUGUUCUCAGUGCCUGAAGCCACUUGCAUAUUUACAUUCCCAAGGUGUCAUUCAUAGGGACAUUAAAUCUGAUUCUAUACUAUUAACGGCUGACGGUAGGGUGAAGUUAUCCGACUUUGGUUUUUGUGCUCAAGUAUCCCAAGAAUUGCCUAGGCGAAAAUCUCUUGUUGGAACGCCAUAUUGGAUGAGUCCGGAAGUUAUAUCUAGGUUGCCAUACGGUCCCGAAGUAGACAUUUGGUCAUUAGGUAUAAUGAUCAUCGAAAUGGUUGACGGAGAGCCACCGUUUUUUAAUGAACCUCCUUUACAGGCUAUGAGACGCAUUAGAGAUAUGCCUCCUCCAAAACUGAAAAAUUCUCAUAAAGUUAGUCCGCGUCUUCAAGGUUUUUUGGAAAGAAUGCUCGUUCGUGAUCCAGCGCAAAGAGCCACGGCUACUGAAUUGUUACAACAUCCGUUUCUUCGGCAAGCGCAGAGUCCAAGUAUUUUAAUUCCAUUAAUGAGAGGUUCCAGACAUACGAACUGCUGACAAGUCAGUGUAAAAAAGAAAAGAAAAACGAGCGUGGUAAUUGAUUCAU
Messenger RNA from Eufriesea mexicana, 2272 nucleotides. It is a transcript of the gene mbt, whose product is annotated as serine/threonine-protein kinase PAK mbt. Gene Ontology annotation, molecular function: ATP binding; protein serine/threonine kinase activity. The record is from RefSeq and is a predicted model, not a curated record. Gene Ontology annotation, biological process: protein phosphorylation. Bases 199 to 2223 code for a protein of 674 amino acids. The transcript has 7 exons. NCBI's taxonomy places the organism in Eukaryota, Metazoa, Arthropoda, Insecta, Hymenoptera, Apidae.